Molecule: messenger RNA, 291 nt
Organism: Trifolium pratense (red clover)
Lineage: Eukaryota; Viridiplantae; Streptophyta; Magnoliopsida; Fabales; Fabaceae
Product: bromodomain-containing protein 9-like
Exons: 3
Coding region: 1-291 (96 amino acids)
Molecular function (GO): protein binding
Source: RefSeq, a predicted model, not a curated record
AUGGAUUUUGGAACUAUGAGAGCUAAAGUACAUGAAGACAUGUAUACAAGUCUCCAACAAUUCAAGCGUGAUGUACUUCUACUAUGCUUCAAUGCUAUGAAUGCUUAUCCUGAAACUUCAAGACAUCACAAAGUGGCUGAAGAUAUCGGUUGUCAUGCUGUAAAUGUUUUUGAGGAUCUAAAUGUCCAACAUGAAAUUUUAAAUUUGGAUUCAUCCUCCAAUAAAGAACAUCAAAGUAAAAAGUCACAUGGAAGGCAAAAAAGUGCUUCUCCUAAAUUUAUGGGUACAUAA